Messenger RNA from Diuraphis noxia (Russian wheat aphid), 1731 nucleotides. RefSeq names its product acyl-coenzyme A oxidase 1-like. NCBI's taxonomy places the organism in Eukaryota, Metazoa, Arthropoda, Insecta, Hemiptera, Aphididae. The record is from RefSeq and is a predicted model, not a curated record. Gene Ontology annotation, cellular component: peroxisome. Gene Ontology annotation, biological process: fatty acid beta-oxidation using acyl-CoA oxidase; lipid homeostasis. Gene Ontology annotation, molecular function: fatty acid binding; acyl-CoA oxidase activity; FAD binding.
CCUAUACCUACUGGGCAUUGGUGACUUCAUUACUUUUAUAAUAUUAUUAUGAAUUGUGAUAUAGAUUAUACGUAAGAAAAGUGCGUGUACUUAUACAAUAUUAACAUAAUAAUAUAUAAUACAUGUGCAUACGUGUUUUACUCGAUUUAUUUGUCUAUUAUUAAUUCAUAAUUUACCGUUAAGUUGGGAAAACAUUUUUGCAACAGGCGUACUUAAAUAAUUUUUGAUCGUUUCGUGAAUAAAAGUGCAUAAAAAUUACAACGAAUUCCGUGCACGUAGAUAAUACGAUGGCCGAGCAGCAAACAGUGCAAACCGUCAACGAAGAUUUACGCAAUGAACGUACAAAGUGCACCUUUAAUCAGGAGGAGCUAACGAAUUUCAUUGAUGGCGGCGUGGAGAAUACCGAUAAUAGACGAAAAAUCGCGAAAUUUUUCUUAAGCGAUACACGAUUUAAGGACGAAGUGCCCGUGGAGUACCUAAGUCACAAAGAACAUUACGAACAGUCAAUUCGGAAAGCUUGCAUUUUUUUCCAGAAGAUCAAAGAAUGGGAGGAGAUUUCAAAUAGCAACACGUUAGAGAUUUACAGGUGCACUGAACUUGGACAUGGRACUUUUAUUCGGGGGUUAGAAACGACGUGCACUUAUGAUCCGGAUAACGAAGAGUUUAUUUUAAAUAGUCCGACAUUGACAUCUUACAAAUGGUGGCCAGGCGGACUUGGACACAGUUGUAACUACGCAAUUGUUCUCGCUCAACUUUACACUCAAGGUAUACACCGUGGGAUACACCCUUUCGUUGUUCAAUUAAGGGAUUCUGAAACAUGGAUGCCGAUGCCUGGAAUYAAAAUUGGUGAAAUCGGCAGUAAAAUGGGAAUGAACUCAGCAAACAAUGGAUACUUGGCGUUUAAUAACGUUAGAUUGCCUCGAAUGCACAUGUUAAUGAAAAAUUCUAAAGUCCACAAGUUACAUGCUAUGGCUUGUUGUCUGAAAGCUGUCGGAACGGCCGAUGCGUCUGUUAGCGUGACAUCUUGUCGUUUGGCGUGUGGAGGUCAUGGAUACAUGAACUGCAGCAAUCUGCCGAACAUCUAUUCACUGUCUACUGCAACAGAAACUUAUGAAGGCGAAAACACAGUACUGCUUUUGCAAACCGCGAGAUUUUUGAUGAAAUCGUACGAAACCGUGCAAAUGGGAAACAAAGUGUCUACGUCUGAAACCCUGUCAUACUUGGAAAAAUACAACAGCUUAAAACAAUCGUCUUGGACGACGACAUUAGAUUGUAUGGUCAGUGCGUUUUUCCAAGUCGCCGGAAGUAAAAUCGAGGACUGUUACUUCACCAUUAAACGACUGUUGGAUUCUGGAACGGCUCAAGAAGAUGCUUGGAAUCAAACAUCCAUUAAACUUACUCAARCUUCUGAACAUUCCAACCUAAAACCCAACGAUGUACAAUCAAUACAACAUUUAUUAGAAGACUGUUUGAAACGUAUUAGACCCAACGCAGUAGGUCUAGUAGAUAGUUUUGAUAUUCAAGACGAAAUAUUGGACUCUGCAUUAGGCUGCUACGACGGAAACGUAUACGAACGGCUUUUGUCAGAGGCCAAUAAAAGCCCUCUGAACAAAGAACCAGUGAACCGCUCAUUUGGGCUGUAUUUGAAACCGUUUUUAAAAUCCAAUAUGUAAAUCAAAUCCAUUAUUCCAGCAGCGUUUUUAAUAAUAUCUAUGGAGAAAAUAUAAUUGA